CACGAUCAACCAACUGCCGCCAUAGAUCAGUAUCCCACAUCCGCCACCGCCGUCCUGCUCCAAUCGGUUGCCGUUCCGGAUCGUCGGCCGGGCACUUGUAUUUGGUUUCAGUAAAAAAGACGUGCUAAAAUAGCAUUGAAAUGUCAGUUUGCUGAGGAAAAAAACUGUCAGAGAGAAUGACAAAUGCCGCUGCUGCUGCGAGUUUGCCUCACACUUUCAAAUACUUGCUAGCUACACAAUUUCUGUCGAGAGGAAUCCCGUUCAUAUUCAAUUCAUGGAUUGUUAGACAUCUUUCUGAAGAGGAUUAUGCGGUUUAUGCCGUACAGUUCCAUCUGUUUGUGACCUGCAUUUUGUUUCUGAGUAGAGAGGGCUUCCGGCGAGCAUGCAUGAGGGUAAAUAUCAGACGUGACGAUGCUUCAGAAACAGGAGCAAAUGCAGCUAAGCUUUUGAAAAUCGCAUGGAUGACUUUCCCAUUAGGGGUACUGGUCACAGUUGCUGCUUGUGUGUUUGUACUCUGGUGGCAAGGUCUAGGUUAUUCUAGUCCUUAUGCACGAGCCAUCUUGAUUAAUGGUUUUGCAUGUAUACUCGAGCUCCUGGCAGAACCAUUUUAUAUUUUGGCCCAGAACUUGACUCUUCUCAAGUUGCGGCUGGUUGUUGAAACUGCUGCCACUUUUUCACGCUGUAUAGUAACAUAUAUACUCAUCGUGAAGCAACCAAGCUUGGAGAAAGCAAUUGUAUUUUCCCUGUCACAAGUUGCAUAUGGAGCUUCAAUUUUCUUAGGUUACUGGGGUUACUUUCUUCUGUGCCAAGUAUAUACAUCUUAUGUUCUGUUUCCGUUCAGGAUAGGAAAUACCAUAAGUUAUGACAGACCACUCGCAAACAUGUGCAUGAUAUUUAAUCUUCAAUCCUUUCAGAAGUUGAUUCUUCAGGAAGGUGAAAAGAUGAUCCUUGUAUGGCUGGAUACACCGUAUAACCAAGCAGUAUAUGGACUUGUAGAUAAACUAGGGAGCCUAGUGGUGAGGCUGAUUUUUCUUCCAUUUGAAGAAAGCUCAUAUGCAACAUUUGCAAGCUCUGCAUCAGGAGAUCAAAAAGGGAACAAGAAGAUUCUGGGGAGGAAUCUGACGGAUGCCCUGAAGCUUGUUUUGCUAAUUGGUCUGGUUGUUAUUGCAUUCGGUCCAAGCUAUUCAUAUUCCCUCAUCAGAUUACUCUAUGGUAGAAAAUGGAGUGAUGGAGAAGCUUCGACAGCACUCCAAUAUUAUUGUCUCUACGUGAUAGUUUUGGCCAUGAAUGGGACAUCUGAAGCAUUUCUACAUGCAGUUGCAUCAGAGACAGAACUUAAACGGUCAAAUGAUUCAUUGCUCGUUUUCUCAUUGAUUUACUUGGUCAUGAACGUCUCACUUAUAAGAUCAGCGGGUGCAAUUGGGUUGGUUUUAGCAAAUUCUUUGAAUAUGAUCUUCAGGAUAGUUUACUCGGCGGUUUUCAUCAAAAAGUUUUUCAAGGAAUCUUCAUCCUUCUCCUUUAGAGCUUGCAUUCCUGGAGGUUAUGAAUUUGUGUUGGCUUCGGGAGUAGCCACCUUUAUCCUUGAAAGGAUAUAUCUCAACCCUGAGAACUUCUGGGCCACCUUUGCCGUUCACUUCUCCUUUGGUUUGGUCUGUUUUCUUGUUGCUGCUUUCGUAAUCUACAAAAAAGAGAGGCCUUUCAUCAGGAAAAUUAUACGCUUUCGCGACCACGAUGACUGAAGCUGCCAAUACAUUGUCUUGGUUAGAUGGUUUUGUGUCAUAGUCUAUCACUAGAGUAUUUCUAUUAAGAACAUGUAAUUUUAAUUCCUUGAAGGGCUGUACUCUUUUUGAAAACCUUAUACUCCCAUCAAGGUAUUAUAUUGGUUUCAUUUUAGUGCUCUCAUUUCAUUUGAUACAAAAUUUAUGCCCUGUUUGGGGAGCAAAACAAUGUUGGGAUGGGUUGGAUUCUGAAAUCCGAAAGGAACUGAAUGAGUUU
Cuscuta campestris is the source of this 1995-nucleotide messenger RNA. Lineage: Eukaryota; Viridiplantae; Streptophyta; Magnoliopsida; Solanales; Convolvulaceae. The record is from the annotation of a GenBank genome assembly.